Capsicum annuum is the source of this 1243-nucleotide messenger RNA. RefSeq names its product cyclin-dependent kinase inhibitor 4. Lineage: Eukaryota; Viridiplantae; Streptophyta; Magnoliopsida; Solanales; Solanaceae. Bases 210 to 872 code for a protein of 220 amino acids. Gene Ontology annotation, molecular function: cyclin-dependent protein serine/threonine kinase inhibitor activity. Gene Ontology annotation, cellular component: nucleus. The record is from RefSeq and is a predicted model, not a curated record. Gene Ontology annotation, biological process: negative regulation of cyclin-dependent protein serine/threonine kinase activity. The transcript is spliced from 3 exons.
AAAGUACAAACUCAAACACCCCACCCCCUCAAUCCAAACACCCCACCCCAACCCCUACUCAAAAGGGUACUUCCUAUAUAUACACACUCUACAUCUCCUCUCUCUUUCACUUCAUUCAACCAACUACUGCAAAAACAACUGAAAAAAAGUUAAUCAAAAAGACAGAAACACCCUUUGUUGAAGUGGGGAAAAAAAAAAAAAAAGACAGAAUGGGAAAGUACAUGAGGAAGUCAUCAAAAAAACCUGAGGUUGGAGUGUUGGAUGUAAGUCCUCUUGGUGUUUGUACUAGAGCUAAGGUUAAGCAGUUGCAGAACUCUAACUCAGCUGCUGUUGCUGGUGUUGAUGUUGAUGGUGGUGGUUAUAUGCAGUUGAGGAGUACUAGGAGGUUGGAGAAACCAAAACCAUUUGUGGGGUUUGAAAGGAAAAGACGAAAAUGCCCUUUGAAAGAUCAAGAAGGGCAUUCUUGGAAUUCUGGUGAUGAGAAAAAGGAGGAAAUUCAAGAAAAGAUGAAUGAGAUUAACAUCAAUGGUGGUGGUGGAGGUGAUGAUGCUGGUGUUGAAGCUUCUUGUGGUGAAAAUUUGAUGGAAUUUGAAAGGGCUGCUAGGGAGACCACUCCUUCCAGUUUGAUCAGGAACCCUGACAGCGUGCGUACCCCACCUGGUUCCAGUAACAGGCGUAACUAUGCCGAAGCUAACGGCCGAGUGCCAUAUGCAGCGGGGAGAGAUAUCCCCCCAACAACUCGUGACAUGAAUGACUUCUUUGCUGGUCCAGAAGAGAAGCAGCAGAGAGAGUUCAUUGAGAAGUACAACUUUGAUCCAGUGAACGAGAAGCCCCUCCCUGGACGCUAUGAAUGGGUGAAGAUUGAUCCUUAGAUAUGGUCGGAAGCUGGAGAAGUAGAUUGAUAGAAUGGACAUAUGGUUAUCGGCAUCCCAAGAAGACAAGUCUUAGCAUUUUCUUGUUUUUAUCUUUAUGUCUAGAAUCUAGGAAAACAGCAAGGGUUGUUGGUCCUUCUUGGUGAUGGUCAUAUUUUGUUUCAUGUAAAGGAAUUUAGGACAGCAACAGCAAGUUCUACAACUGUGUAGACUAGUGAUCUGUAGCAUAACAGAGUUUGUGACUUCAUUCAGCAAAUGUAAGAAGGUCCUUUGUCUAACAGAAACAUCAAAGGUUUGGUUGUUGUAGUCAUAAUGACAAUGUUGUUAGUGAUAAUGUUGUUGUAGUACAAGGUGUAAAAUUUUACUACUAA